Molecule: messenger RNA, 2425 nt
Organism: Branchiostoma floridae (Florida lancelet)
Lineage: Eukaryota; Metazoa; Chordata; Leptocardii; Amphioxiformes; Branchiostomatidae
Product: glucose-dependent insulinotropic receptor-like
Exons: 6
Coding region: 877-2052 (391 amino acids)
Biological process (GO): adenylate cyclase-activating adrenergic receptor signaling pathway
Cellular component (GO): membrane
Molecular function (GO): G protein-coupled receptor activity
Source: RefSeq, a predicted model, not a curated record
GGGACCAAUGUGUAUAUUAGUCAGCGUGAUUGUAUGUCUUGAUAAGCGUGUUGGAUUUUGACCCCUGUGUAAGAAUAAUGUCGGUCAACAUUAAGUCAUGAUCAGCAAUUAAGGUGACAACUUCGCCCGUGUAAUGAGUUACGUUCUUCGAUCUAUAUUGUAUAUGCUAAAAGAAAGUACGGUUGCCAUAGCUGUUAACGGAUAACUCUUCUGUGAAAUAGAGAAAUCAAAAACUGGCGAGAUACGAAUUACAGACUAAUUGCUACAAAAUGAGUAAUUCAAAGAGAAGCUACCAAUGCUGCAUUUCUACAAGAACAUAAAAUGUAUCUACAAUUACAAGGGCGAAAUUGCAAAGGAAUUGAGAUGGGGUAUAAUUUAAGGUGCAAUUAGGUGUGGCUAUAUUUAGAUGUGUAAACCGUGGGACAGACACGGGAACAAGGCAGCUUGUGUAAGCAUGGUCUAUGGUAGUACUGAUACGUUAUCGCCAUGAAUAAGUGGUUACAGAUCUUGCAAAGUUUUCCUAUCACAGCGUUGGUGAGACUUUAAUGUACGCGUGAUUGAGACGCAUUUCGUGCGUAAAUCGUCUGGGAUCAAGCGGUAUUGAGUACGUAAAGACCCCCCUGUUCGACCGACCAGAUGUAAACACGGACCACUAGUACAAGCCGGAUCGUGCACGUUCGUUACGUGUCGGGGGACAAGGACACUUCGGACUACACGAUCAGAGGUCGUUCUCACAAGAAAAGACAAAUAAGACGUGUAUAAAGAAAGGACAUUCACACAACAAGGGAAACUUCACAGAGAAGGCGUGCUGGCCGGGCAAAGGGCGGACCACCCUGAUCAAACUAGCGAAGGAAAUCAUUCGGGUUAUUCAGGGCAAUGGGCGGUAACACCACCCAUUCAACGGCUGUUGCAUCAUCUACCACACCGUCGCUAGACAGCUUCAUGGACAACUCUUCCGUCUCCAACAACUCUUCCUCCAAUGGCUCGGUAUUCACCCAGAACGACUACGUGUUCGCCUACGCACUGAUGCCUCUCAGCACUUUUAUCAUCGUGGGAAACAUACUGGUGCUGAUCUCAGCCGUGGCCAUGAGCAAGUUCCGCAACCAUGUCGGCUACUUCUUCAUAGCCAACCUGGCAAUAGCUGAUCUCUUAUUGGGAGUGGUCAGCACUGUGUCCAUAUUCAACAUCCUACUACGUCACUCGGAUGAGAACUUGGCUACGUGUAUCCUGCGGAUCGGCUUGGUGGUCAUGUCCUGCGCAGCCUCGGUAUUCACCAUUGCCUGUAUCGCCAUCGAUCGUUGCAUCGCUGUCAACGCUGCCUUACGGUAUAAAGAAAUCGUGACUCCGGCUCGGGCUCUCAUGGGCAUCGCUGUGACGUGGGUCGUCGCUAUCCUGUACGGCUUCUUCCCUCUGACCAGCCUGAGCGAUAAGUACGACAAUAAGUGUUCCUUUCUCGCCGUCCUGAGCAAGGAGUACACUCUCGCCCUGUUCUUCGCCGGAUUUCUCCCGACUGUGAUCCUCAUCAUCGUCAUCUACACAUCGCUGUGUCUCGUGACAAGAAAACAGCUGAAGAAAAUCAACGCAUUAGACCAGAUACGGCGAGGAAGCAACCAGAGCACGACAGCCCAGCUUCGGAGUCAAAGAAUCAAGAGAAACCUGAAGGCCAUCAAGACUCUGGCCCUGGUCAUAGGAACGUUCUUCGCCUGCUGGUUCCCCUUCUUCGUGGCGGCUUUAGUCCAGGUGUUUUGUGGAGAGAAGUGUCACCUUCAAGACAUCGUAGGAACGUACUUAGUGUUGCUAGGGUUCUUAAAUUCGGCCCUUAAUCCGGCAAUAUACGCCUACUUUAACAAGGACUUUAGGAAAAGCUUGAGAUCCCUCUGCUGCAAGAAUAGAGUAGAGCCGUCGGAGCAGCUGGGGCAAUCAGUGAACUUACGAAGACAGUCGGCAUUGAGUGCGCGGGAGGCCGGAGACUUCGCGACAAUCGCACAGAGACCGAGACUAGACACAUGUCACUCAGUAAGCGCUGAGGAGGAUGCGAACAGGAACAAAUAAUGAAGAGAUGAACUAUUGUGGAAAGGUUAAACGGAGUUUUAACUCACCCAAUCAGGCUUCUUUAUCUCUCUGACCCAAUCGCGCCUGGACACGUGACUUUACUCAUGUGUGACGUCAUCAACGGGUCAAAAGUUGUGAAAAGUGGGAAUAACCUUCCGUCCCAACCUUUCAAUAAUGUUAUUUACAAAGCUGAACUUGAACUUUCAUAUGCUAGGAUAGAACUAUAUUUAUGGCAGUAUUUUGUCGUUCGUGGAAAGUUUGACUCUGUUAUACAGAUGAAAUUGCUGCAUUAGUCUGGUCAAUAAUUGUCAACACGUACAAUCAUGUUAUUGUAAACUGAAAGAAAAAAAUGUACGUAAUACUAUGUACAAGU